Molecule: messenger RNA, 5517 nt
Organism: Homarus americanus (American lobster)
Lineage: Eukaryota; Metazoa; Arthropoda; Malacostraca; Decapoda; Nephropidae
Product: cytoplasmic dynein 2 intermediate chain 1-like
Exons: 18
Coding region: 113-3826 (1237 amino acids)
Biological process (GO): intraciliary transport
Cellular component (GO): cytoplasmic dynein complex
Molecular function (GO): dynein light chain binding; dynein heavy chain binding
Source: RefSeq, a predicted model, not a curated record
CCUGAGGCGGGAGAGGCAGGUAGUGGUGUGGUCCUUUAAAUGUGUUGUUCUUCUUAUAAACCCUUUAAUUAAACACCCAAAAGCAGUAAGAGAGAGAGGAGUGUGAGUGAAAAUGAGGGAAAGAGAAAAACCACAAAAGCCAUCAGGUGGUGCAGACAAAACAAGAACCAAAACAUCUACAAGCAAAACAUCCACAUCAAGGACCCCAGGGGCAUCCACAUCAAGGACCCCAGGGGCAUCCACAUCAAGUACCCCAGGGGCAUCCACAUCUAGAGCCCCAGGAGCAUCCACAUCAAGAACCCCAGGGGCAUCCACAUCAAGAACCCCAGGGGCAUCCACAUCAAAAACCCCAGCGGCAUCCACAUCCAAAGCAUCAUCAUCAACCAAAGGUGUAACAUCUAAAGCACCAUCACCAUCAACCAAAUCUUCUAAGACACCUGCACCUAAAACAUCAUCAUCAUCCAAAACAUCAUCGUCAACACCAAAAUCAUCAUCAACACCCAAAUCAUCAUCAUCGACCUCCAAAACAUCCUCAUCAACCCCUAAAUCAUCAUCAACACCCAAAUCAUCAUCAUCUACCUCGAAAGCUCCAUCCACCUCAUCCAGAACAAAGCCAGCAGUGUCCUCUACCUCCAGAACUCGUCCAGCGCUAGAGAAACCAACACCCGGCAGCACCAAGACAACAGCCAGUAGCAGCAAGUCUGAUCGCAAAAGUUCAAACACAGAAGACAGAAGUAGAGGACGACGGGAGCCAAGCAGAGGACGACGGGAACCAAGCAGAGGAGAAAAACUAGAAAAUGGUGUAGUGAAGGGGGAGAAACUGUCCUCCAGGCCCCCUAGAGGGGACAAAGCCUCGUCCAGUCAGAGUAGAGGGAAGAAACCAGUGAGUGAUCGUGCUGACAAACGGGAGAGCAACACUUCUGGUGACCGAGAGAGAGGGAAGGAAAGGUCCAGUAACUCCAAGAGCCGCAGAGGGGAAGGUUCAUCUAGUCAAAGAGACCCUGGGACUGGGAGAAGUACAGGCAGCAAUGAACAAGACAGCAAAGAAAGGACCUCGUCUGAUAAAACUCGUCCUGAGAGAGACAAAGACAACAGGAAGUCGAAUAAAGAAAAGAAGAACAAGGAGGAGCGGAGGAAAGAGAAGAACUCUGGGUCAAAGGGGAAGUCGUCUGAGAAAGAGCGCAGCAUUGUGCCAAAUAAUGAGGAUUUUGAUGUUGAAGCUCAAGACUCAGGUGUGGAGGGGGUGAGUAUAAUACCGGCAACUAUGAGUGAGCUGCCCAGUAAGCAGGAGGUGGAGGUCGUGGAACACACCCAGAACAGCCUCGAGACAAUGGAGUCAGGAAUCUCGCUGUCAUCACCUCGAGAUUUAAGCGGAGAUGAAGUCGACAUCGAGGAAUCGAUAUCAUCAAAAAUGGUGGAAGUGGACGAGGUGGAGGAGGAAGAGAUGAACAAAUACACGGCAGGGAUGGAGGAUGAAAGUCUCUCACUCCGCGACACAGAGGCAGCCUACCCGGUCACCUCUCAGUAUGAUAACCCUGAAGCUGUGUCCUAUGUGAAGCCCCCGUAUGAGGAGGUCACUGAGGAGAAUGAUGCUGAUGAUUAUGACUAUGAGGAGGAUUUUGAGGACUAUGAAUCAGACUUUGAAGAUGACAGUGGUUCAGUGGAAGAAGAUGAAGAAGAGGACUCUGAAGAUGACUCUGAAGAUGAGGACAGUGAAAUAGAGCCCGUUGAUCCCGAGGUAGCUGCUGUCCUCCAGGCGUUACAGAAGGAGAAUAACUUUGAGCAAUACUUACAGCGAACCAACAGCAUAGAUAUUCCGGACCAAGAGGAAGAACAUUCAUUGACCCCUAAAUCAGUGACUGUGAUGGAACCCAUACCUGAACACUAUGAACAGCCAAAGUCUCAAGAAGAACCUCGCACCCCAGUUCAAAGACCAAAGACUUCUCGUACUUUUGUCAACUUUGCUGGAGCGCGGAGGAAACAAAUGGCAGCGCAGUUGUCAUCCAAAAUGAUGAGUCGAGGACAGAUUCUACUGAACAUGAUACAACUAGAUGCUGUCAGUAUGGAUCUCCUCACACUGUCUCCAAUAUCUUAUGAGGCUUAUAUAUCAAGUUUUGGUCACUCUAACAGACAACAGGUUAAUGUACAAACCAACGAUGACGCUCUGUGUGAGGAAGUACAAACAGACGAAAUAACAACACGCGACAAGUGGACACAGAAGCCUGUACAUAUCAGCAUAGGGAAGGAUGAGCAGUUACCAGGACCAGAGGAUUACAUGGGAGUGGGUGGGGACAUGGAUCUUGUUGACUAUUCCAGUGCAUCAAGCAAGAGCUCCAACACUGCCAGACUCACUUCAUUCCUCAGUUCAUCAUCACAGGUAAUGUUGGCAAUAUUAGAGGAGGAGCUAGUGUGGGACAUAGCAGAAGCAGACAACUUCGACCCAUCGUCCAGCUCAGGAGAAGGUCUUGGCUUCUCACAUCCUCCUAUACCUCUGGGUGCUAGUAUUAACUCUCUUCUGGAGGGACGACCAAUACCUUUCGCACAAUUCUGUGCCGUGGAAUCAACGGUGCUUCUCUCAGGGCAUGGCUACAGAGUUUUGGAAAAAGAAGAAGAAGAUGAUGGAGAAUUAAGCGAAAGUGGACUUGUGUGUAUAUGGACGGUGCAGGAACCAUCCCGGCCACAACACCUGUUAUGUUGUCGUGCUGCACCUACAGCUGCCACAUUCAGUCCGUCUCGGCCAUCCCUGGUGUUAACUGGGCUAGAAGAUGGUUCCCUGGCAGCCUGGGACCUGAGAGAACCACUCCAGUUCCACACACUCAAAACUGACAUUGAUGGUGUAAACUGGAGAGUCAGAGUACCUUCUUUUGUCACUGCAUGUGAUGAUGGUGGUGAUGGUGAAGGGAGUAAGAUUGUGGACAUUCAGACUGUUACUUCUCAACAAGACCUUGAAGUGGAUACAACUGAAGGGUCAUUCCAGGUGGUGACUCUGACAGGUGAUGGGAGAGUGACAUGGUGGGUGGUUGUGCGUGUGCCUCCUGUGAGUGCUGUUAUAGAUUUUGGUUUAAGCAGAAAGCACGGCAAUAAUAACAGUAAUAACAGUGGGGCGGGUGUGUCGCCACACCUGGGUGCAGCUCCAUGGGCAAGAAUUGCCGUUAAUCGUGCUGCAACUAUUAAUGUGGCAACUACACUUUAUGGUGAGACAUUGCUGGCAGGAGGCAUCACAUGUCAUAAGCUAGAAUUAGAUCCUAAUGACUCUGGUCAGCUUUACGUAGCCACUGGAAGUGGUGCCGUAGCUCGCUGUUCACGCCACACCCACAAGAUUCACCCCAAGUCUUAUGUACCAGAAAUUGAGCCUGGAUGUGAAGCUCUCUGUCUAGCACUGUGUCCACAUGACAUGCGGUACCUGCUGGUGGGGAGCGGCGAUGGUGUUGUGCGCCUGCAUAGUGUCAACACAGAGCGACCUCUCACCUCCUGGCAGUCUGCUCCAGAUUCGUCUCCAAUUGUAGAUUUACAGUGGUCACCUGCCCGUCCCUGUGUCUUUUAUGUGUUGGAUUCUCUUUCAAGGUUGCAUAUAUGGGACCUGAGUGCUGGUGACAUCUUCCCUGUGUUGACUUUGGAGUCUGGGGGACUUGUGAACGGUAACCUGAGUGCCUUCCACAUAGCUCCAACUCAGAUACCUUCUCAUCAUCCCGUUCACACUGUGUUUGCGAGUGAUGAAGGAGAGCUGAAAUUGAGGCAGGUGAGUCCAGAGUUCUGCACCUAUGAGCUUGUUGAUGAUUAUAAAACAGAACUAGAGAGGUUUACCUAUUACGUUAAUAUUAUAUAAGGUUUUGGUUUAUCAAGAGGACAUGUUGACGUAGUAACAGUUUUAGAGAGAUAUAAUUUUUGUAUGUAAUGUGCUGUACAGUUAAUGAGUGAGGAUUUUAUAAGAGUUUGACGAGGAAUCUUUCAAUAACAAGUACUUCACCUGUGUGUUUAUAAAAUAAAAAAUACAACUUAUUGAACAAACUGUAGUUGCUUUGAUUUGAUUAAAAAUUAUGUUCAGUUAAGAUAAAUAUAAAUUCUUAAAUAUUUUAAGAAAAAAAACAUUCUAAAAACAUUUGAUAUUUUACUGUUAAUCUGAUAUUGUUUAGUUAUCCUCUAUAAUUGAUCAAUCAUAAGCUGUUGAGGUAAAUACAGCACUGAAUAUAUAAUACUGAGAGAAACUGUACAGCACUGAGAUAUGAAGAGCAAUACUGAUGUUAAAUUCUUAAAGAGUUACUGUAAGAUAAACCUAAGGUGAAUUUGUUCAUUAUAAGAGUCUUGAUGGAUCUAUUGAACAAAAGCUAGUGAAAAUCAAUACUGUACUGAACCAAAGAAAGACUAGUAUUAUAUUUGCUCUAUGCUGUACUGUACCCAGCAUUAAGUCCUCUUUGCAGAUCUAUGCAGUGAUCUAGUGAAGUAAAAUGUUCCUGGAUGACAAAAGCCUUAGUUUCUCUCUGAUAAAGUUCUCUUCACUGUUUGCUAUAUGGCUAGCAUACUGUGUAGGAGUAACUUGGCUUAUUUCAUUGAUAUAUUUUAAGACCUUUUUCUUCUCUUUUAUUAAACAAUGUGGAAAGAUCAUAUGUGAUGGGGUAAUGCACAUUUAACCUCCCUUGUCAUUGUUCCUUUGUUGAAAAAGAUUUAUGGGCCGUCCAGGAUUAAGUAAGACUAACUGUCCGUCCAUUACUUAGGCAAAAUGUGCCAGGUAUUUUACACAGUAGAGAAAUGUUACUCUUCUAAAAUUACUGUAUUAUUAUCUUGUUCAUCAGAGCCAUUCUAUUGAUGACAAAUGAUUCUCUUUCUGAUGCUUAUUGAGCUCACAGAAAUUCUUCCCCAUGUGAUAUAAUUCCCUCCAGCAAUGUUCCUCAUCUUUAUCACUGCUGUAUUGGUGAUCAUAUGCAAGUGGUCCCUGUUGUGUACACUCACUCCAAAAAGUAUCUUAUGAAUUUUUGUAAGACAACAUGACACAAUGGACGGAGGAAUUUGAUAAUUAUACAGAGAUGACAAGAGUUGCAAUGUUCAUUUUGAAAUUCAUCGGACCCCUCCAUAAAGAUACUUUUUUGGAGUGAGUGUACGGUACUUGUAAAUAAGUUGUAAUAGUGAAGAACUUGGCUUAGAGGUAAAAAAAAUAAUGUAGGAAAGGCAGUAUUUAUAUUUCAUUGGUGUGACUGUAUACAAUACUUUAUGGAGGAGUUAUAAGAUCAGUGUUCAUUGUGCCUACACUGGUGAGGAGUCAUGGAGCCAAGUUUACCUGAUCUUCUGUUAAAGCUUCUCAAUAAAGUAGUGAGUUUGGCUGAUAAAUCUUUAAAUAACUAUGAAUGUGCCAAUUUUUUUCCAUAUAUUAUUUGUACUUCUGAUUUCAUGAUUGUUUUUAUCAUUAAUUUCAGCUAUUGUAAUUAUAUACUUAAGUCAAACAAGAAGUUGGUUUUUCAUUUAAGGGUGGACAUUAAUGCUCACUGAUAUAUUAUUAACAUAAAAAUAUACUAUACAUUCCUU